CGGCAUCGAGGGAUCCUUAACCCAGUGAGCGAGGUCAGGGAUCCAACCUGCAUCCUCGUGGACAUUAUGUUGGCUUCUUAACCUGUUGAGCCACAGCAGGAACUUCUGGGUUCCUAUGCCCUGUUCACCAAGGGUGAAAACACCUCCGAAUUUUUAGUAACAACCCAUGCGACUUGGAGACCACCAGCUUCACCGGUGCAAUUUUGCCAGUAUCCCUUUGGCUCCUUAAUGAAUCCACUUCUGCUGAUUUUCAGAUUAUUAACAUGCUUGUAUUCCCUGCCUCUGGAGGGUGGCUUUGGGAUGUUAGCUAACCCGCUGUGGUCUGUGUGUACCCAAAAUGGACAACUAAGCACUCUUCGGUGUCCCCUAAACAAUCUAGUACAUGCAUAAUGUUAGGGGGAGGCUGGGAGGACUGCUUGGCGGAGCUGCCACCUCAAGACUGACCUCAGUCCCUCUCUAGGGAUCAUCUGCCUUAAAGAAAACUGUGUCACCUAAGGUCAUGCCUCUUCCAGAGGCAGCUCAGUUCCCAUCAAACAGUUCUAGAGCCUGGGGACAAAAAUAGCACUUUGAUCCUGAUGGCGGCAGGCAGUUAACAAGAGAGACCGUGAAACAGAAACCGGUAGUGUGUUUGACAGCAACGCGGUCCUAGGGAGAAAAAUUAGCCGGGCAGGGGGCCCGGUGGGCUGGGGGUGCGAAUCUGGGGAAGGGGCGGGAUUUGUCAGUGAGGGUGGACACUGAGGGAAAUGGGGUUUGGUUCUUGACCAGCGGGGCAUGUGAGUGAAGAUGUGAGGAAUGUGAAAACGGGGCUAACGCCAUGAACGCUAUUCCCUCUCCCUCCCACCCAAGUUGAGGUCAGGGAUCUAACCCAGCUUGGUGGGCAACGCCCGGCCCAGGGAGGGGGCGGCCUGGAGCGCCCCCUGCAGGCCACAGUCCGCGACCCUCGCGCACAUCCGGCAGGUGCGGCCAGGAGGCCCGGGGACGUGGCAGGUGCGGCCCGCAGGUGCGCGGGCCCCGCCCCUAGGUGCGGAGUCCUCCGGGCGGGGCCACUUCCGGGCCGGUGGCCGGACGUGGGGGCGGGGGCGGCCGUUGACCCGGUGACCGCGGCGCCGCCGGAGGCUGGAGGCGCCCUGCGGCUCGGUCCCCGCUCGGAGCCCCCCUCCCGGGGACAUGACGCCGCGCCCGCCCCGCGCCCCGCCGCGCCCUCCGCCCGCCCGGGUCUGACGGAGCCGGGCAGCCAUGAGCGCCAACCCCCAAUGGGACAUCAGCAGGGCGCUGUGGGUGGCCAGGCUCUUCCACCUGGUGUGUGGGGUCCGGGAUGCCUGCGUGACCCCGUUCCUGACCCUCUACCUGCGGCAGCUGGGCUUGGCCGCGCCCUGGGUGGGCAUCCUAAUGGGAACCAAGCAUCUGAUCGCCACCUUCUGGGCUCCAUUCUGUGCCUUCCUGGCCAAAAGCUACCAGAAACGGAGGGUGCUUCUGAUAGGCUCGCUGCUCGGCUCGGUGGGAGCCAGCCUGUUGAUGGUCCUGGUGCCGCCCUUGGACAGAGACCGCCCCUGUAAUGGAAGCCACAGCGUGACCGUGACGGUCCUGCCACCGGGGGUCGCACUAACCGUGAACGUCACCUCGACCCCGGAGCCAGCCUCCAACCGCCCCGCCGGGGGGCCCAGGCGCCCAGCCGAGGGUACUGGGGUCGCAGGAGCCGAUGGUUUCAGAGGAAGACCUGGGGAGAGUGGCCGAGAAUCUGUCAGUCACCUGCCUGGCUACUCUCUGGGCUCCGUCCACGGGGCCAGGACCACAUCGGGCGUUCUCCAUCCUACCUCUUCAGGGGUGACAGGUACUCCUGGGGCAGCUGCUUUCAGCGUGGUCAGUACUGCUGUCCCUUUGCACGCUGGGGGUACAGCGCUGGCAAGUCCAGCCAACCAGUCUGCAGCCAAGGGGAAUGCCCAGGCCCUUGACCUCUCCUUGGAAGGGUUGCGGUGGACUUUCCUCCUCUCCCUGGGCUCCCUGGUGUUCUGGGAGCUGCUGAGCGCCCCUCUGGAGCAGGUGGCAGAUGACAGCCUUUAUGAAUACCUGGACUUCGUGGAUGCCACUGACCGCUACAGAAGCCUGUGGUUAUGGAGGCUGCUGGGCACGUCAGUGGGAGUGUGUGGCAUUGCAGCCUUGGUGGGAAAGCUGGACUGCCUCUUGGUGACAAAGGGCCCCCGGGGUGUGGUGCAUUUCUACGGCUACGCACUGGUCAGCACCGUGGCUUUACUGGUGAGCACUGCCUUUCCCGUCCCCCUCUGCAGGCGGCGCGAGCCCAGCUACAGAACGGGCAAAGCCCUGUCUCUCGUCGGUAGCGACGCCCGCCUCAUCCUCCUCGCCCUCACUGUCCUCCUGAUAGGAGCCGCCACCAGUGCCGUGCAGAACUUCCUGUUCUGGCACAUGAAAGACCACGGGAGCAGCGAGCUGGUCAUGGGCUUCUCGGUGGCCCUGGGCUUGCUGGGGGAAAUUCUGCUUCAUCCGUUCAAAACUCCGCUGCUCAGGAAGCUGUCCAAGGUGGGCACAGUGGGGUUGGGGCUGGGCUGCCUGGCGGGGCAGCUGCUGUAUUACUCGUUCCUCUGGAGCUGGUGGUCUGUUCUCCCCGUUCAGAUCUUCAGCGCCAUCAGCCACGGGGCUCUGUGGUGGGCAGUCGGGGCCUCCAUAGAGGACCUGGCCACUCCGGGCACGGAGAGACCGCUCCAUGCCAUGUUCCGAGGCCACUUUUACGGGGGCGGGGCCAGCCUGGGCAGCUUUGUCGGCGGCUUCGUGGGGAUGCGCUUCGGCCUGGCUGUUCUCUACCAGGCCUGCUGCGUGGUCCUGUGGCUCUGGCUGGCCUUGUUCCUGUCCAUCCGGCCCAGACUGCCCCGAGAACGGAAGAUCAACUACUCCAAGCUGCUGGCCGUGGAGGCCAGUGACACGAGCGACUCUGAGCAGGGGACUGAACGGGACUGGCUUGUGAAGGCCAUGAGGGACGAACCCUCAGACUGAAGGGGCUGAGGGACCGUCAGGGUGCGCUGAUCUGGGAAGGAGCCAAGCGGAUGGACAGACCAGCCUGCCCGGGGGCAAAACCCAUGAGUCCUGCCGGGGCUGCCGGUAGCCCUGGUGGGGAGAAAUGUGUCUGUGCCGAGGCCCCAAGGGAUCAUCUCAUUGCAUGAUUUUCCUUACUUUUGUGGUAAAAGGAGAUUAACUUUUUGCUGUUCGACUUUUAAAAAUAAUGGAGCAAGAAUACAUUUGCUAAAAAAACCAA
Molecule: messenger RNA, 3265 nt
Organism: Sus scrofa (pig)
Lineage: Eukaryota; Metazoa; Chordata; Mammalia; Artiodactyla; Suidae
Gene: MFSD6L
Product: major facilitator superfamily domain containing 6 like
Cellular component (GO): membrane
Source: RefSeq, a predicted model, not a curated record